AUGGCCUCUUUUGUUUCAACUUCCCCAGUCCCUGUGGCCACUCUUUCCUACACUGCCAAGGCCAGGAGCACAGUUUGCCAGAUUAAUGGCUUCUCUAGCUUUGGAGGUCCAGUGGUUAGAGGACUAAGAAUCAUGCCAAAGAUCAAGAUCACCAAGGCAGCAGAAAGAUCAUUUCCAGUCCCUAGUUGCUUGAAGACCACAAUCUCAUGUUCAAUCGCUCAACCGGAAACUCUCCAAACUGUUCAAAGCACUAUUGCCAAGCAACUAUCCGUCGAUGAAAGCACCGUCACUCCUUCCACCAAGUUCGCCGACUUGGGGGCAGAUUCUCUUGACACUGUCGAAAUUAUGAUGGCUUUGGAGGAGAAGUUUGGUGUGUCCAUCGGAGAGAGUGGAGCUGAGAAUAUCGCAACCGUUCAAGAUGCUGCUGAUCUGAUUGAGAAAGUGAAAUCAGCUUGAAGUUAAUUGAUAUGACUGGCCUCUAAAUAACAGUCUCUAGAGUCGAUGAGAAGGAAACUGGUUCCUUAAUUUGCUUCAAAUUUUGUU
Messenger RNA from Fragaria vesca subsp. vesca, 543 nucleotides. RefSeq names its product acyl carrier protein 1, chloroplastic-like. The coding region runs from base 1 to 456 and encodes 151 amino acids. The record is from RefSeq and is a predicted model, not a curated record. NCBI's taxonomy places the organism in Eukaryota, Viridiplantae, Streptophyta, Magnoliopsida, Rosales, Rosaceae. The transcript is spliced from 4 exons.